AUGCGUGGACUGCUGUCGCCGGUGCUUGGCCACGGUCUCACCUGCUGCGCGGAGGAACCGCCAUAUGCUUGGGCGGACGGGCGUGCCUACACCACACCAAACCAGCUUCCAGAGGACGCGUGGCAGAUCUGGAUCAUCGAUGAUGUCACCGUCAUUGGCGCGGGUUUCUGGUAUUCCCAUCCUACCUUGCGGGCGGCAGCCACCGUCGAUGCAGGCUUCGCCUUCAGCAUGAACCCCAGCACGGUGAUGACGCGGAUCGCUGUAGAUGAUGCGCUUGGGCUGCCUUACUUGUCCAGUGUGACCUUCGAUGUGGGACUCGCAUCCACGGCUGGGACCUACAAGCUCUGUUGGUGUCCAUCUUGGGACUGGCCUGAGUCCAGCACGUUGCAUGGCGGCGAUGUAGACACAGUGCCCUGCUCCAGUGAGCAGGAGUUCUUUGUGAACAACGGCAACUUGGUGGUUGGUUUCCUGACGGCGCAGGACCGGUACCACUGCAUGUUGGGUGCCAACUGCUUGCUGGGCGUGGCAUUGCCGGCCUCCUUGCCAAACCAGCGUGCGGUACUGCUGCCGGGCAACAUUCGCUGCGCAGAGGCACAGAACAGCAUGGCUUCGCCCUGGAGCGACGCGCGGAACGUCUCAGGAAGCAAACCGUUGGCCAGUACCAACUGGACGGUCUUCGACUUUGGGAGCGCCACUGUGGUGGGAGAGUUCCAGAUUUGCAUUUGCACCAACUAUGACAAUGGUCAAGAUGGCUUGGCUUGCAGCCAAAUCGAGGAGUUUUAUGAAGCUGCAGGGCCUUUGAUCGUAGCAGAUGAGGUCUUUUUAGCCUUCGAAGCAGGGCUGACUCCAGUGGAUUUGAACGUGAGCCGUGGCUAUGGCCUGGACUCCUCCGACAGGCUCUUCCUCCACUCGGGCUUCUUCUGCAAUGCUUCCACGCUAGGCUCCUUCGUGAUCUCUCCCAGCACGGUGGAGGCCGCCGGUGCUUGGGCUCUUUACUCCUUGGACUCCCUGCAGCUUCCCAGCGGCCUCUACGUGGCAUGCCUUUGCAGCAACUUCGAUGGACCAGAUGCAGAUCAGGUCCGCUGCAACGAUGCCGACGAGUUCACGGCCCCGGUCGGGCGGCUACAGGUGGCUGCUGUCGAAGGACCACAGCUGUCGUCCAGCGUGUCUGGCACCAUCACAUUGAGGCUGAACUUGACACGUCGGCUGUCAGCGGUACACUUGGCUGCAGCCUCUAGUGGCUACGCCCUGGCGACUGCCUUGGAGAUUGCCCUGAGAACGGUUCUGGAGUCAUACAUUGUUCCCGUCAGCGUGGUCAUCACAGGCGUCUCACCACUGCUGGGCUCCAAUCCGCUGGACGUGUCGGCGAACUUCACCGCCACCUUCAAUGGCUCAGCGGAAGAACAUUUGCUCGAGGUGCGGGACUUCGACAAUGCGAGCUGUCCGGAACAGCUCUUGGAUCCUCCCUGGAGCACUACCGGUGGCGCAGUCGUUACACCAGCCUUCGAAGACUCAGCAUUGUUGUUGGGCUGCCUGCGGCUUGCAGAUAUUCUAACCAAUGAAGGUCCGGCGAUUCAAAGCGCUGUCACGCUGUUGCUGCAGAGUGCCUCGCUGUCAGGCAUCGGAGCAAUUGAGGUCAUGGGCAUCGAGUCCUUGAAGGCGCCUGCCAUGGGAUACUUGCCGGCUGUGUACCGCUGUGUGCGUGGGGCUCCUUGUCGGAUUCUGGUCGAGGCGGCUUUGGGCUCAGGCCUUGUUCCCGCUGAUGGUUCUAUGCUCUUGACAGGCUCAAGCGUUUGCGGAUCGCAGGAUCUCCAACGUUUGACCACAGUGCUUCCCAGCAACCCGGUGGAUGCGUCGAGCCCGGGCUCCACCUCCACACGCCUGGUGGACUUGGGGGCCCCUUUGCUGGAGGGUAGCUACACCUUGUGCUACUGUGCGGGUGGUGACUCGGGCAGUGGGACCUGCGGCUCAUCGCUGGACUACUUCAGCCUCGUGGGGACACUGUCAGUACGUGGCCCCAAUCCAUUGGAAGCCUUUUGCGUGGUCUACAAGGAUUGCAACGUGUCCCUUUGGGGUGUGGAACUCUCUGUUUGGGAUUCACUCUUGGUGAAGGAUGGCACAGGUAGCUGCUACGACUCCACAGCCACUGGCUUCGGAGCCUCAAGCUACUUUGCUGUCAACCCCGCUGGGCUCCCUACAGAGGACUCCUUGGCACGUUGGACCUUCCAACUGGGCGUCGCCUCGCAGACCGGCACGUACCAGAUUUGCUAUUGCGCCAGCUACAGUGCUGGCUCCACUGUGCCCUGUCAAUCGCCUUCAGAGUUCACCAUGCAGGCCGGCUUCCUCUAUGUACGUGGAGUCCAGCAGACCAACUCGGCCACCUUCAGCUGUGUGAGAUCCUCGAAAGGCGAUGCCGAUGCGGCAUGCGACCUGCCGGUGGAGGGUACGGCGCUAAUGCCUGUGCAGGACAAGAUGCUGGUAGUGCCCGCGAGCAGCAAUGCAUCCUGUGGCGAGGUGCAGCCAGAAGUGAGCUUUGGCGUGAGCCCCAAUCCAGUUGCUUUGAGCAUUGCUGACAACGUGAAUGCGACCCCUUGGGGCUUGAUGUCCUCGUACCACUUGGCGCGGUGGGUCAUUACCAGGCUGGAGAUCGUGGGAAGCUAUCAGAUCUGCUACUGCGCCGAUUCUGCGGAUGGACUGCAAGAUGGUCGAGGGGCGUGUUUCACCUCGGUCGCCGGCUUCUACCACGAGGUCGGCACAUUGGAGGUGAGAGGCGCAGACAGCUCCCAGAUGUUUCUGUGCGUGCCCGGAGAAGUGUGCGAAUUGCUUGUGUCUGGUGUGAACCUGUCCACCUCAGACAAGGUGCGCCUUGUAGGACCUGAGGACAGCUGUGCUCGAGUGAAGUCCUCCAUCAAUGCCACGACCGUAGACUUCAACGCUGCGGUGGAAGCCAAUGCCACCCAUGCCAGGUUCAACUUGGGUACGAUCUUGUCUCUGGACAAUCCCUCAGCCAUGCGCUUGUGCUAUUGUGCCAACUUCAAUCAGGAUGGACAGGGCGAGACCUGCUCGGAUGCCAAUGACUUUACCCACUCGGCCGGGGUGGUGAACAUGGCCAUUUGUCCUCAGCCUCCAAGCAGCCCUGUCUUUGUGGUGCCUGUGCAGGAUGUCUAUGGAGGCAUUGGCGAGGGCAUGUUCCGGCUGUAUUCCUUGCCAGCUUGGGUUUGCAUUGAUACACCAUCCAGGACACCUGCAGAUUACCAGCGCUAUCAGUCGAUCCUCCCCUUGGGCACCGGCGGCUCAGAAGGAAAGGGCGGCGAUGUGGGCGGACACGACUUGGUCUUCUCCAGUGGCAGGGCUCAGUGCGUUCCGGGAAUCGAUGUCAAUGUGCCCAGGCUGCCGAACAUGAACGACUCGGCCACAGAGGUCUCAGUGGUGGGAGGUUCCGGCGCCCGAACUGAUGGCUUGCUGAUUGAGUAUGGCUUCAGAUUGCAAGUGGCCUCCAGCCUCUCAGACGAGCGAGGGAACCUGCAGAGCUGUAGCACGUGGGAGGUGGAGAUGCGCUCUUUUGGCUGCGGCUGGGAUGCGGCGCUGACGUUCGGGUUCUUGCUGCACUUGUUCAUCGGUUUCAUCAUCCUGUGGACCUGCUUCAGCAACCAGCUCUACCAUUGCAGCGCCUUCUGUUCCUGGACGAAGAAGGUGGACCCCAUCGUGGACAGCCAGAACCCAUUGCCACUGGAGGACACCCCCCUGCGACGUGCCGCUGAUGCUGGGACCGUUCAACCGGUCCCUACCACCAAGACCGGAGGGACCUUCACCGUGAAGGCUUUUGCUGCCGGAGGUGCUUCUGUAGAUGAGCCGGACCGACCUCUACAGAUUCUCUGCAGCAGCAGGGCGGCCUGGCUCUUGGUGUUGGUGCGCAUGACCACGCUGAUCGUCCAGCUAGUGGUGGUCCUGCUACGCGUCGAGGAUGCCGUCAUCUUUUUCCUCAUCCCGGCUCUCAUGGCACUGGUUUGCUUGGUGGCGCAGGUCGUUUUGGUUUGGACCGCCUGGGGGCGAUAUCGCACCUGGCGCUGCUUCAAGCGGCCUCAGCAUUUGAUGCACAGCUUCACACUGAACUUGAAGCUCCACGUGGACAUGGUCAUCCCUUUGUUGGCUCGCCGGCAUCAUGCCGAGCUUUGGCGGGUAGCCGUGGUGCUGGUGAUUUUGGAGCUUCUGGUGCAGGUGCUCCAUCCCAUUUGGACACUCUUACUGGUCCUACGCUCUGCACGGCGCACGUUGCGGCGACCAGCGACGGCGUGGUCACCGCAUCCACGGCCGGCGGCACCACAGCGGUUGGAACAGAUGGAGGUUGAUGUGAACGACGAGAGGGUUCAGACAGUCCUGAAGGAAACGAUGCCUAAACCAGAUCGCCAUGGAUCCUUGUCCACGACCGAUCCGAUGACCGUGAUGGCCGAUGUGGCGAAUAAGCUCACAUUGGACAAGCUGCCGAAGGGCGUGACGGUGCAACAAGGCAAAAUCGGUUUGGAGGGAAUCGCCACCACCGGAGCCAUUACCACGGUGAAAGUGACUGGUCACACCAGUGCCGUGGGUGAGGAAACUGAGGAGCCAAGGGAACGCCGGAGCCGGCGCACGUCGGUGGAAUUCCUCGCGGGCGGCCUCGCGCUGGAGGAUGAGCGCAGUCCUUCUACCACGACACAGCGCUAUGGGGCUCGCGGGGCUCGGGCCUCUGCUGAUCUCUAUGCCUCUUUUGAGGAAGAGCGAUCGCCGGCCAAAGGGAGCUUGACCAACAGUUUGGAGAGCCGGCAGAAGCACGAAGAGUUGGUGUUGCACAUGUUCCGCAUGAAGGCCUUGGAAGAGCACCUCAAGGAAAGCAGAAAGCCCAGGUGGCGGUGCCGCUGCUGCUCCUUCUGCCUUUCUGUCAUGAUGAGCCCCUUCCGAUGCUGUGCUGCGCGCUACAAGGGUGUGCACCAGACCGUGGCGGCGCUCCAGUUCCGUCGGCACGCGGAGGGCGCCGGUGGCUUCCAGCUGCCUCACUUUGAGGCGGCCUUGGCAAACGCAGCUGUGGCCUUACCUGCAGCCUCAUCCCAGGAAGCGAGCGAGACUAGGCGUCAAGUGGCAGAGGUUCGGCAGAUGCUCUCAGGCCAUGUGAAUGCCUUCCGGCAAGCCAAAGCCUUAGGGCAGCACUUGGUGGUCGGAGUGAACAGCGACGAGUCGGUGUUGCAGGUCGCUUGGCGUCGUGAACCACGUCUCGGUACAUUGGAUUCGAUCGAGUCUCGGACGAGUAGACUGCGACCUCCACCGGACCGCUUCACCGGGGACCUCGUCACCUUUCCGGGGGCCAAGGGCUUCCUACCGGUGCUCAAGAACAGCGAGCGUCAGCGUGCGGUCCUGGGCUGCCGCUUUGUGGAUGAGCACCUCAGCCUUUACGUGGCAGAGGCUCUGGCAAGCUUUGAAGCAAUGGCAGCCACGGCAGAACAGGCCUUCAAGAAGAAAGUGCAGCGCACCGCGCAUGUGAAUACAUUCUUUGCUGAUCUGGAGGCACAAUCUUUCCCUGAAGAUUUGGUCCGAGUAAGCUAUCCGGAGGCUGUUCACCAUUGGGAAUUGUUGGGUCAGACUCAAAGCACACCAUGGAUUUGGGUGAUGUUGCUGGAACUUUGUUUGGUGUCCUUUCUGUCUCCAACAGCUGCGCUGCGCCCAAUCCCCGCCAUCACAGUGUAUGCUGUGCUGUGGUUGGUCUUUAUGCGCCCUGGUUCCACAUCAACAUCCAAUCUUCUUUGGCUCUAUGGAGAUUGCUUGGAUGUGACUGAGGAUCGUGCACGCAAAGAUCGGAUCCGGCGUCGCCUGGAGCGUGCCCAAAAACAAAUUGGGAAGGGCGCCGGUGGCAAAGGAAAGGGCGAAGUUAACGAGUUUGCAGGACCGAGCUUUGUCACAGCAUGUUCUUGUGCUUGCGCGGUUCCAGAGCGAGGGCACGCUUUGACGCAACAGCUCAAGCGAGCUGCUGGCUGUGCUUUAGUCGAGUACCAGAGAGGUACGAAUCAGCGCGCCAAGCUGGAAGGCAUCUCCACCACUGACAUCGUUGGACGAUUGCUUCUCCUGACGCAGGAUCAUCACACCAACCUCCUAGAAGAGUCAGCCACCUCCUCUGCUGGCGUUUUCGCGUCGCAGCAAUCGAGCUUUUUGGUGACCUCCCAACUGCUGAGAGCUUUCUCUGGCGCGCUGCCGGGGCACAAGGGUGGCCAGGUGGUCUACGUGGAUGGCGCCUGGGACAUGUUCCACUGUGGCCAUGUAGACCUGCUACGGAAGGCCAAGAACUUGGGUGAUUUGCUCAUCGUGGGAGUGCACGCUGACGCGGUGGUGAACAAGCAUCGUGGCUCCAACUAUCCCAUCAUGAAUAUGCAGGAGCGUGUUCUUAGUGUCUUGGGUUGUCGCUACGUGGACGAUGUCUUGCUGGACGCGCCCUGGCAGGUGACACGGGAGAUGAUCGCCACUUUGAGACGCUUGGACCGCAGGGCUUCACGACUCUCCGUGGUGGUCCGCGGCACCGUUUGCGAUACCGUGCGCCGAGCUGCGGCUGAAGACCCGCACAGCGUCCCGAGACAUGGCAGAUCUGCGAAGGUUCACCUAUGGCAGUAUGGGUUAUUAUGGAACAAGUUAUGCAACAAUUAA
Messenger RNA from Durusdinium trenchii, 6663 nucleotides. NCBI's taxonomy places the organism in Eukaryota, Dinophyceae, Suessiales, Symbiodiniaceae. The record is from the annotation of a GenBank genome assembly.